AUGUCGGUGAUGCAAGAAAACCACUACUAUCAACAGCCCGCCGAAGAGCGAUACGACCAACAGUCCAUAGCUGCUCCUGAAGAUUACACACAUUUGGGUAAGUUUUCCAUCGGCGUAUGAUUGUUAUAUAUUUUCAGAAAGUAAGUUUACUUUCUUUCCAACGUUUUCUGCCGUGGAUCUACUCAAAUCUACAUCUUCCUCGGUAAGAUCCUUGCGUAUAUGAAUAUAUCUUUUUGUAGAAUAUAAGUCAGAGUGGGAGUCUUAGGACUAUCUUCAACGAUUCUGAUGUCAGUGAAGUCGAUCAACGUGUAGAGUACACACCGCAAAAUGGUUUUUUCACAAUUUUUAUAACAUAUUCGAAAAGCUUUUUUCAGCCAUUUUUCAAAGAAAUGAUAGGAAAGAAAUCUUCAAAACCACAGAAAGCAACGAAAGGCGAAAGUAAAUUCUAAUAUUUUUAUCUUUUUCUUUUUAUUUUUUUAUUUUUUUACAGGUUCAGCCGUUUUCGUCACAAAGAGUAUGCUUGUGACGAUUGUGAUAGAAUGUUCACCCUCAAGCACAACCUCCAGCAACAUUUUAUUCAGGUUUUUUUUUGAUAAACUUAAAAUAUCUGUUUACAUUUACUCAUUUGAAGUAUCACAUGGGUUGCCGAAAGCUCCGAAAAGCCCAGUGUGCGAUCAAAUGCGAAAUCUGCUCGAAGGUAAUCAGAAAAAACUAGGUUAUUAAAUUCUGGUUUCAUAGCGCUUCCCGAAUUCGGAAAAAUACGAUAGGCAUUACAAGUUUGCUCACAGUUUGAAACCACUCCCUCGUGUACAUUACUGCCUGAAUUGUGAUAAAGUAGCGAAAGAUUAUGAGUUUCAAAUAAAGCUUGCAUCCAUUCCAGGUGUACUCAUCAGCUUCUGUUUUGCGAGAACACGUCGAUGUUGUUCAUCAGUGCGUUUUUUUUCAGAUUUCAAAAAGAUAAAUUUCUAUAUUUAGACUGGUUCUUCGCCACGAAUGUCCUCAAUGUCACAUGAAAUUCGGCAGGAUCAAUGGAUUGCGAAGACACGUGAAGAUGGUGCACGAGAACGUUGUGCGUUACUGUCCUUACAUGGAAGAAGGCUGCACUCAUGCUGGGUACAAAUGCCCAAAAGUCUUUCGUGUCUUGAAGGCCCUGCUAUUUUUUUUUUCUCAGGCUCUGGCCGCACACAUCCGAUCAGUUCACACAAUGGAACGUCCAUUUAACUGUUCCUACUGCCCAAAAAAGUACAUGCGACGAAGCGAUAAAAAGACACACGAACGAAAACAUCAAAUGAGAAAUGGUGUCUAUCACAUAUCUUGAUUUUUUGAUUAAAAUUCUCAUAUUUUUCAAGUAAGUUGAAAAUUUAGAAGAAAGUUCGACGCCAGUGGAAUUCACAUUUACCGAAAAUUCAGAUGGUUCAUCUUCCUUCCCAAAGCGUGGAGAUAGAGAAGCGAAAGUAACGCAUAUUUUUUACGAUCAAAUUUUUUUCGAAAUUCAGAAUGAGCGAGCUGUUGAAGAACCUCGCCGAACAUUCCGACCAGAGCUUGAGGCUAUUCCUAUAAAAAGAAGAUUGCCACCGCGCCGAUUAUCUAAAGAAGCAAUUCUUGCCCGCAUUAAAUAA
Molecule: messenger RNA, 1619 nt
Organism: Caenorhabditis auriculariae
Lineage: Eukaryota; Metazoa; Nematoda; Chromadorea; Rhabditida; Rhabditidae
Source: the annotation of a GenBank genome assembly